CUCUCUCUUUUGCAAUCCAAUCUACGUAACAAUCUUACUUCAUACGCUCUUUCUCUCUCUCUCGCUCUCUAAAAUUCGGAGCAGAGAUCUUCGACCUCUGCAACAAUGGAGAUGUUCUAUUACCUCGUGUUCGGGGCUCUCGCGGCCAUAGUCGCAGUUCUGGAGCUAAGCAAGAACAACAAAGAUCGGAUCAACACAUCUCAGGCUUUCAAUUCCUUCAAGAACAAUUACCUUCUCGUAUACUCUCUCAUGAUGGCCGGGGAUUGGUUGCAAGGCCCGUAUGUGUACUAUCUAUAUAGUACAUAUGGGUAUGGGAAAGGGGAGAUUGGACAACUCUUCAUAGCAGGUUUUGGAUCUUCCAUGUUGUUUGGGACAAUUGUUGGGUCUCUAGCUGAUAAACAGGGUCGCAAGAGAGCAAGUGUGACUUACUGCAUUACCUACAUACUGAGCUGCAUUACCAAGCAUUCUCCUCAUUACAAAGUUCUGAUGUUGGGUCGUGUUCUGGGUGGUAUUGCCACUUCUCUCCUCUUUUCUGCAUUUGAGUCGUGGCUUGUGGCAGAGCACUUUAAGAGAGGGUUUGAUCAACAAUGGCUGUCACUAACAUUCUCAAAGGCAAUAUUUCUCGGCAAUGGUCUAGUUGCUAUUCUUUCUGGGUUAUUUGGAAACAUGCUAGUUGAUAGCUUGAGUCUUGGGCCUGUGGCACCUUUUGAUGCUGCUGCGUGCUUUCUUGCAAUUGGGAUGGCCAUUAUUUUAUCUUCAUGGACUGAAAAUUAUGGAGAUCCUUCAGAGAACAAGGACUUGCUUACCCAGUUCAAGGGUGCAGCCGUGGCCAUUGCUUCAGAUGAGAAGAUUGCAUUAUUGGGCGCAAUACAGUCCCUCUUUGAAGGCUCAAUGUAUACUUUUGUGUUCCUCUGGACUCCUGCCUUGAGCCCGAAUGAUGAGGAAAUUCCCCACGGUUUCAUUUUUGCAACUUUCAUGUUGGCAUCUAUGUUGGGAAGCUCAAUUGCAUCUCGCCUGAUGGCUCAGUCAUCUCCUAAAGUCGAGAGCUACAUGCAGAUUGUAUUUGUAGUUUCUUCCAUCUCUCUCCUGCUUCCAAUUGUGACAACUUUCUUGGUUGCUCCUUCUAAGGUGGAAGGUGGAGGCAUCUCCUUUGGCAGUAGUCUGCAGCUCCUUGGCUUCUGUACCUUUGAGGCUUGUGUGGGGAUAUUCUGGCCUUCGAUCAUGAAGAUGAGGUCUCAGUACAUUCCAGAGGAAGCCAGAAGCACCAUCAUGAACUUCUUCCGCAUUCCUCUGAACAUAUUUGUGUGCGUUGUGCUAUACAAUGUUAAUGCAUUCCCGAUCACUAUAAUGUUCGGUAUGUGCUCAAUUUUCCUCUUUGUGGCAUCUAUCUUGCAAAGGAGGCUCUUGGUGAUCGCUGAUAAGUCAAAGGUUCAAGAUUGGGCUGCAAUGAAGGAAAGGGAUGCUGAAGCAGAGCCAUUGAAUGAUGCUUGAUGCCAGAAAGUGUGACAAAAAACAAAAAACAAAAAAACAAAAAA
Camellia sinensis is the source of this 1535-nucleotide messenger RNA. Its product is annotated as Major facilitator superfamily protein. Lineage: Eukaryota; Viridiplantae; Streptophyta; Magnoliopsida; Ericales; Theaceae. Gene Ontology annotation, molecular function: molybdate ion transmembrane transporter activity. Gene Ontology annotation, cellular component: membrane. The record is from RefSeq and is a predicted model, not a curated record. Gene Ontology annotation, biological process: molybdate ion transport.